Selaginella moellendorffii is the source of this 2641-nucleotide messenger RNA. Its product is annotated as beta-fructofuranosidase, insoluble isoenzyme CWINV6. Gene Ontology annotation, molecular function: hydrolase activity, hydrolyzing O-glycosyl compounds. The record is from RefSeq and is a predicted model, not a curated record. Bases 115 to 2001 code for a protein of 628 amino acids. Lineage: Eukaryota; Viridiplantae; Streptophyta; Lycopodiopsida; Selaginellales; Selaginellaceae. Gene Ontology annotation, biological process: carbohydrate metabolic process. The transcript has 2 exons.
UGCGUUCAAAUAUUUAAUUAUUAUUAAGAGUACCAGUAUAUACUAGAAACUGGGAAUAAAGUGGUAUAUUCUCUAGUUUUCAAAUCACUAUCUAGAGCUCGCUUUUUCGUAGCUAUGGCGGAGGAAGAGGAGGACCACGCAUUCCUCGCUUCCACAGCACCGCGCAUUUUGAGAGCGUUUGAUGUCCAGCAGCGCGGAGGGGACGAGGAUCGACCGCUUCCGCGCCCGCUACCGAGGCCUCGUCUCCUCUGGGUGUCGCUGCUCGUUCUCCUGGCCGCGAUCUCGGCUGGAGGAAUCGCGCUUCUCUUCCGUGCACCCGGCAUUGGAUUCCACACCGCUGGAUCGGCCCGGGAUGGAGCAGCAAUGGCGCUGGGGUUUCACUUCCAGGCGCCCCCAAACAGCAGCAUCUGGAUGAUCAGUCCAAACGCCCCGGUGUUCUACCGCGGAUUCUACCAUCUCUUCUACCGAUUCACCACUCCAUCGUCGUCCAGUAGCAAGAACCAGAGCUCCUGGGGCCACGCCAUCGCCAAGGACCUCCUCCACUGGACGCAUCUCCCCACGGCGCUGGAUCCCGGGCCAGAGAGGUACGACGAGCAAGGAAUUCUUGGCGGAUCCAUGACGCUUCUCGUCCAGGGCCCCGUGAUCCUCUACACUGGAAUCUCCAGCGAUGGCGCCACCACACAGAAUGCCGCUGUCCCGGUCGAUCCAGGCGACGCCAUGCUCAAGCACUGGAAGAAGAUCGCCCAAAACCCUCUCAUUCCAGCAGGAGGAAGGGUGGCGAUGAGAGAUCCAAGCAGCGCGUGGAGGGAUUCUUCUUGGCGGAUCCUUCUUGGCGGCGAGAAUGCCAGCGAUGGCGUUGGAUUCGUCUACUGGAGCAACGAUUUCCUGGACGGGGAGUGGAAGAGGCUGGAGACACCACUGCUGCGAAUGCCAGGAGCUGGGAUUUUGGAAUCUCCAGAUUUCUUCCAGGUUUCUGAGAGCAAGCACGUCGUCAAGGCGAGCUUGCGCGAUGACCCAGCCGCCACCUUUGGAUCCGACAGCUAUGCCGUGGGGAGAUACUUCUCAGAGAAUGGGAGCUUUGUUCCAGACGACGACCCUGGAGCUGGAAGAACUCUUGGGCUCCGCUACGAUCACGGCAACAGCUUCUUCGCCUCCAAAUCUUUCGCGGACACUGCCAAGGAUCGUCGAGUGCUCUGGGCGUUGCUCCCGAAAGAUCCUCUCAGCAAGGUGGCUCGAGCUCCUCCCGUCCAAAGCAUUCCUCGAAAGUUGUGGCUCGGUAGUGACGAAGAUGAGGAGGAGCUGCUACUCCAGCUUCCAGUGGACGAACUCGCGAGCUUGCGAAUCGGUCCCGGGAUCCAUAUGGCCGAUGUCACGCUGGAGCCGGGUGCCGUGAUCCAAGUUGGAGGAGACGCUCUUCCGCAACUGGACGCGGAGCUCGUCUUCGAGCUUCCAGAUCUCACCACCCAGAUGAGCAUGGAGAACUUCGACGUCGAGUUUAGCAGCACUGGCAACGCGGCCGCGCACUGCCGGAAGAAAGGAGCUCGAGUGAAUGGUAUCCUGGGACCGUUUGGAUUGCUGGUGCUGGCCACUGGAGAUCUCGCCGAGCACACCGCCAUCUUCUUCCACCUCGGGAGAUCCAGAAAGGGCCCUGUUGCUCUAGUCUGUGCCGAUCACAGCCGAUCAUCACUGGCAAACCAUCCCGAGGAAGAUCUGUCCGCUGCUGCUUUGCAUGGAGCCUUCGUCCACCUGGAUGAUCCAACCGUGUUUCGCAAGGUGGCGAAGGCGGAGGUGGAGGUGCUGGAGCUGCGAGUUCUGGUGGACAACUCGGUGGUGGAGACGUUUGGGCAGGGCGGGAAGAUCAGCAUCACUUCCAGAGUGCAUCCAACGCUGGCAAAGGGUGACGCUGCUCGGCUCUUUCUCUUUAACAACGGCACCAACGCUGUCCGGUUGAAAAGGCUGGACGCUUGGAAGAUGAAAGCCGCGGAAGCAACGCUCUUGUAACAUUAUUCUUGACACUGGUCGCACUAGAAACUUCAGAGAACCUCCUCGUGUCCAGGGAAGUGUUGUAGCUCACGUACCUGAGUUUACCAUGAUAUCUUUUCAGGUGAAGGAACGAACUUCUUCCAUUCUGUAACAGAAACAUCACCGCAAUCCUUGCAGGAAAGAAGUGUAGCUCACGUACCUGAGAGUAUGAAGUUUACCAUGGUAUCUUCUGCUUGCAGUUCGCCGAGUAGAGCCUUCUCCUCUGCUCUUUGACAACCGCGGACGGGGAAGAAUCGAGCAUCUCAAACAGCUCCUCUGUCGUCUCGUCGCCUUCGACGUCGCUCCCUUUCAUCCUGUUGCGGAAGUCGAGCGGGAACACGUUGCAAGCCACGUACACCUUGAGCAGCUCGUUGUAGACGGUGGCGUCGCCGAUGAAACGGUAGUGGAACAUGAUCCUCUCGGCGCCAUCGAUGUCCCUCCGAGCAGCAAACACGGGCAGCAGCGCCAUCAUCGUCUUGUAAGCCGGACGGAUGUGUCUCGCGGGGAUCGCCGCGACGCCUUCUUUGAGCCUCGCCAGCGCCAACUCGGUGUCGCCGCUCGCAAUGUAACCUCUCACCAGGCUGUUGUAUGGAGAAAACACCGCCUCGUUCAACCUGUG